Messenger RNA from Prorocentrum cordatum, 4348 nucleotides. The record is from the annotation of a GenBank genome assembly. NCBI's taxonomy places the organism in Eukaryota, Dinophyceae, Prorocentrales, Prorocentraceae.
AACCCGCGGGAACUUCCGUGGCCUCGCUUGGCAGAUGGCGGACGGUUCAAGCGGCAAGAAGUUUUUGAAUGUGAGCAAAGCAAUUUGGGACAUCGUUGACAAGUUCUUCGACCCAGCGAAGGUGCUCACGCAGCGCGGGUACGAGCUCAUCCAAACGUACAGCAUCAGGGCUGCACACCCUGUGCUUCCUUACGUCAUGCAUUUUUUUGCAAUGAUGUGCGCCCUUAGCAACGGCGCCAAAAGCGCGUGGUUCCCCCACGCUCACAGCCCCAUGUUCUUGAUGGUCCUGAACGUGACUUUCGCCCAGACGAGAAAGUCAUCCAUCACCGGGAACGGCGACAGCUUCGGGGACAAGCUGGACCAGGUCGCUCGGGAUGUUGUGGCGCAGAAAGUCCUGGCAGCAGCGUCCGUCGUAGGAGAUAUGCAGGGGGCACCACCACGUGAUGAAGGGGGCCGUCGUCGUCGGAAUCCUGACGCCGCGGACCCCAGUGGUGCAGCGGAUCCCCCGCGGCAGCCGCAAGUUGCGUCCUGCGUCCUGCACGCGGCGACGCCCACAGAAUUCUUCCACCGUUGCGCCGGGGACUACCAGCAGGUCCCAGACGCGGAGAACUUCCCCGGCGUGGAUCUGCGAGGCCGUCACGUGUACGGCGUCUUGGUGAACCCUGACGAGGCAUACGACAUGCUCACGAGUUUCAACUUCAUGGACGAGCAGAAGGCGGGGAAGAAGCAGACCACUGUGAAUGCCUUCCAAAGUGCGCUCAACAAGUUGGCGCAAUAUGGGCAAGCAUCCAGGGCGACCAAGACUGCUGGCUCCUACGGCCGGGUGGACGCGCCUACAGUGUCUGUGGGAAUUUCAGGAAAUGUACACUUCUCGACGUACGUGCCCAUGGAGCGCGGGGAGACAGGGUCUCGCCACACUGCCGCGAAAGAGAGGAUUCUCAUCAGCACAGGGCGCCCUGUGCAGCCGCACGCCCCCUUGCCAGACACGUACGCAAUGCCCGCGGGCACUUUGCGGCACAAGUGGGUCCCUCUGGUGGCCGAAGUGGCAGAGGCGCUCGAGCUGGUGGCCGGUUCGGCGUCCCCCGACCAGGCCGCCCGCGUGUGGGCCAGGGCCGCCAGGCCGCGCGAGGACGACGCCGCUUCCUCUGAGACGGUCGACGGGAAGGUGUACGUUCCCGACGCCGAGGGCUUCUCGGUAACCUUGCCAGAUGGCGUGCAGACACAGGUCCGCUUCCAGCGGGACGCCUCGGCGCCCACGGGGUUUCGCCCGGAAUGGUUGGUCGCCAACAGAUCUUUCCCGAUGCCCGCGCACCACUCGCUAGAGACGUGCGUGCCCCGCGUGACCACGUAUUUCGAGAAGCCGCACGUAGUGUUGGAGCCGACCGUGGAAGCGCUCGCCCUGCACCAAUCGUACCAGGGGGCGUUCAAUGUGAUGUGCUAUAAGCAGCGAGAGGCGGGCCGCGAGUACGCCAGGGCCGCGCUGGGUGCGGCGCCGUGGCACUUGGGGGAGUUGGCGUCGGCGCUGUGCAUAUUCAAGUGGCUUACGCAACCGGGGGUCGGCGGAUUCGACAUCUUCUGCGGCAGGUACGACGACACCGAGGAGUACACUUCGAGGAAGAUUGCACCGCAGGAGGAGCACGUCGAGCGCGCGGCGUCCCUGUUGAAAGUGGUCCACUUGUUGAAGGUAGCCGCAGCGAGCACGGAGGAGGAACCGGAGCCAGCGGCAGCGGAUGCAGACACAGCGGAGCAGCGCCGGGUGGAGUUCGCUGCGUUCCUCGCGUCCUCGCAGGGCGCGUGCGACGGCCUGUGGUCCGCGAGCCAGCACGCGCGCGCGGAUCGCCCGCCCGUGGAUGCACCUCCUGCUGCCAGCGAAGCCAGCGCCCACGGCGGCGUCUCCAGGGGCGGGGCAAGGGAGGGGGAGCUUGCGGGAGAUGACGACGCCGUGUCUCUCGCGAACUCACAGGAGGAGCCCGGGUCCCCUGGCGGCGAGAUUGGCGACGUGAGCGCCGACGAGGCGUCUGCCCAGGCGGCCCAUGAGGGCGCCCCCGGGGGUGGCCCAACGAGCGGCCCUGGCAUCCUGGUGUUGGAGGACGUGAAAGGGCUGGACUUCGGCUACGGGGCCGAUGGGAGCAGCGUUCAAGACGGAGCGUGCCCCGUGGGCGCCUUCUGCCGUCUUAUGAACGUAGCUGCGGUGAAGAGGGCGCGGUACUUGGGCGCCAAGCACGAGUCCAAGUGCCAGACCAUCCAAGCAAUCCUGGAAGGGCGCCUGUCCGAGAUCACCGUGGAGCAGGUCUUGGACGCCAUCAGGGGGCUCGGGGCGACCGCGCGGCAGCGCAUCCUCCCCGACACCUUCCUCUACCAGCGCAUCUUCCCCAGCGCGUCCCUCCACCGGGACAUCCUCCUCGAGCUCCGCCGGGGCGCGCGCCCUGACAUCCAGUUUUUUGGCGGGGAGGAAAGCCCUGGCGAUUUAUUGCACAUUUCGGACAAGUGCCCUGUGCGCGAGAAGCGAAUGGUGAAGCGGCCAGGCUCUGGAUCAGAUGCCAUCGUCUUGGACGUGGGCGGUCCCGUUUGUAAGACUCACGUCCCUUACCGCUGCAAUUCGGUGGACUGUCCAAGGCGCGGUUUGGUACAUUGGCACAACUACUACGUGGACGCUGGACGGCACAUUUUCCACGGGGACGUUGCGGCCAUGAAAUGCAUCAUGCUUACCGCGAGCUUCGGGAUCACAACGGAGUACCUGGAGGCCUUGCACGAGCGAGUGCUGAGGGAACACGUAUCUUUUGCCGGCGAAGCUGACGUGGCGCGCGCCCGUGCCGGUGGAACUGCGCUGCCAGCCAACUUGCGGAAGUACCUGUCGAAAGGCUGGUUCGUGUGGCGGUUGGCCAGGCGCGUCGGCGAUUCGGGCCCUGAUGACACCGCUGUGAUCGACUUGAUGCAACCACUUGAAGACCAAAUCAAGGACACGUGGGACCAGCUCGAAUUAACGUUCGAGCGUAGAACCGCAGAGAGGGCCCGAGCAGCAGGCAUGAAGACCGAUGUGGUUGUGGUGGAUGGCAACGCCAAGAAUCGCAGGCUGACGUGCGCAGCGCCUCUGCGCCACUGUGUGACGUGCCCGCGCUUAGCUCGGCGGGUGUGCGUGGGCUGCCCCCGGACGCCGCUGCUGGGCAGUGCGUUUUGUGGAGAGCACGGCGUGCCCUGCGAGUGCCCGGCCGAGGACUACGAGGUGGUGGGGCACGAGGCGCCCGAGGCGGGGGGCAUGGGUUUGGACGGCUCGUUGAAAUUGUUGGUGCGUGAGCGCCGGGGCGAACUCAGGGAGCUGUGGGUGUCGGAGUCGGCCGUGGACCCGGGCAUCGUGAACGUCUACUUCCACGGUCUCGGGGAAGAUCGCAAAGCGGCCAGCGCGGGCCGGCGGGGGGCAAAGGCCAGGUGGAGACGGGCGGCGGCCAGCGAGGUGCGUCGUCAACUCGACGCCGCGGCCCCUGCGUGGGAUGCCCUCACGCCGGUGGAGCGGGAGCAGCUCCUUUCGGAGAUGUCGUGCGAGGCCGACCUGAAGGCCGUGGCGUGCAACACCCAUAAGGAGGACGACUCGCAGCAGGCGAAGUGCGCACGGACCGCCGGCGUAUUAUGCGCUUGCCUGUCCUCUGGUAUCGUCGUGUCCAUGCGGGAGAUGUUCGGCUGCGAAUCCUUGAGCCAAAGGCGAGGGGGCCGUCCCGAAAACACACGCGACGAAUUCCAUAAAAGCCCAGAAACGCGCGAGAGCGCGUGGAACUGGGGGGCAGAGCCCUUCCCGACUGAGCAGUAUCAGGGCUGCAUGAGCUCAGGGAUGCAGGAGUCUUGGGGCAUUCCACUGCGUGCUGAAGGCACGGUGGCGCAUUUGUUUAUUUCUGCGAUCGCAGAUACGUUCCCUGAGUUGGCUGUUGUCGUUCACGACGACGCGUGCCACUUGCACAGGUUCACGGAGCGCCGGGCGUCCGAUUCCCCGCAGGCCGCGCGUCUGGCUCCUCCAGCGAUCUUUUACAUCUGCGACGCUUUUCACAUGAGUGGGCCCACCGAUGCGUGGUGCAAAGCGAAUUGCAACCCAGCCGCCCCUCACUUGAAGACGCUGGUCGAGGGCGUGCGCACGUCCGUGUGCGAAUUUACAUUCACAUGGGUGAGCCAGUACAAGCAUCGAACGAAACACAUGAGCGAAUGGGGGUUUAAGUUUUUCUUGCAGGAGAUGUGCAUGGCGCACAACGAGGCUCUGUUCAAGGGUUCGGCUCCUCACCUCACCCACACGAGCGGGGACUGAACUCGAAGCGCGGUUCGGUUGUGGCACGGCUGUGCCGCGCCCGUUUUGGAGAUUGCGUCG